Molecule: messenger RNA, 180 nt
Organism: Acaulospora morrowiae
Lineage: Eukaryota; Fungi; Glomeromycota; Glomeromycetes; Diversisporales; Acaulosporaceae
Source: the annotation of a GenBank genome assembly
AAUAGGAAAGGCAAUCAAGAAGAAAGUGAACGUGAGUUGGUUUCAGCACACACAAUGGGGAACAAAAAGGACUUGAGAAUUCUCGAGAGAAGAAAGAUGGAAAUGGGGACCGUUUUUCGAGAAAGAGGGUUCGUACGACUCGAAAAAGAGGUGACCGCGAUGUAUGGUCUGCCUGAAUGA